AUGCGCGCCUCAGUACUUGUCGCGUUGUCUUCCUUCAACCUUGUGGCAUUGGGCUGCACCAAAGUCUCCAAGGUCACCCACACCUUCUACGGGUACCCAGAUAACGAUCCCCCCGGUCCGGCCACUGCCUAUGACUGCGGCCGCGGCUACAAGGCUGGCGGUACAGGUACCUAUGCCGACCCCUUGACGUUUGCCUCGGCCCCUGGCGAAUUCACACAAUGUGAAAUCAUCUACGACCCAUACACGAAGAAAUAUCUUCGUUUCGAGGACUACUGCGCUCAAUGCACUACCGACUGGGACGCUGGCAUCCACCACAUUGACCUGUGGACCGGUAGCACAACUGUCAGCGGAGGCAACGAGCAAAUUGAAUGCGAGAAUGACCUCACGCCGGGUGAGAAGAGCCAGACUAUUGUGAGGCAGCCACGAAAGGAUCUUCCGGUAGAUUCGACUAAGCUCUACGUCAAAGAAAUGGAGAGUACAGGCCUCGCUUCGCCAGCGAGCGCAAACGUAUGCGCAGACUUGACAGAUGAAGGACUGUCACAGCGCUGGGUGCCGUCCAUCUAUCGCCCAGGAGCAGGUCCGCCCAUCGAUCUUUUGGCCUCUGGUCGAUCACACCUCAGUGCUGUGAGAGAAACCCUGAAGUCGCUCGACAGUUACAAUGAGCGCAUUGUACGCCAACCCUACGAUUUCAAUGCCUGGUUACGCCGAGGAAACUGCAUGAUGAUCCUUGGGUUUCCCGAACUUGCUGUCGCUGACGCUUACAAAGCCAAGGUUCUUGAGGAAAGAAAUCCCGGAAACGAUCAAGAAGGAGCGCAAAUUUACAAUUUGCUUGAAGCUGCUUUGCAAGCUUGCCAUUGCCAAUGGGAUGCAGCAGAGAUCCUAGACAAAUCAGCAAUCGAGACAGAUCCGCGGCGGCAGGAAGAAACCCGAAACAGACUUGUCAAACUACGCGAGCUUCUGAAGCGGAAAGAAGAGGCUGCUAUAGAAUUGGGAGGUACAUCUUUCGAACUCAGAGAUAGGAUAAGAGAUGGUGCAGUACUCACUGUAGAAUAUCCAUGGACCAUGGGAUAUCAUCUCAGAAGGGCUCCAGAACUUGUGAAGCUCAUCAAUCAGGAGCUUCGAGGGGGAGAAAUAGAGGCAACGUGCUACCUGGGCCAAAGUAGCCUGGCCAAGGACUCAAAUGAAGACAUGUUAGGCAUGUUCGCAGCUCGCGAGGUACAAGCUGGCGAACGUAUGCUUACGGAUCGAACCGCUACCGCAUGCCUCAAUCUCGCAAUGAACACCUAUCACAAAGCGAUCUGUGGUAAAGACUUUACGUGGCUCCAGCAACCUGCCAAAGGCUUGACGCACAACGCUUCGCCUCUGCGGUCCCUUCUCAUGUUGCGACUACUGGCGACAUGCGUCCAAUCUGGUAUUGACAAUUCACCGCUAGAUCACCCGCUGAUUGCGCGUUUGAAGCCUCUUGCCAACAAAGGACAUCUUGAUGUGUUCACUCUCAAUGAAUCAAUCAUUAUACCCAUCAGGAUCCUAGAACAGCUUGGUGUGGACGUCUUCAUAAAACGUAACUUCGAUACGGACAUCUUACACUCGAUCUGGACUCGUCUAGCGAACAACAAAGCUGGAUCUCUCGACCCGCGACUUGGCUUCGUCGACGAAAUCACGCCGCACCUACCGCUUUUCAACCACAGUUGCGAACCGAAUGUAGAGUGGAGAAGGGAGAAUGGAAGUACAACUGUGAGCUUCUUUGCCAUCAAGCCUAUUGCAAAGAAUGAGGAGCUGUUCUGUAGCUACCUAAAUGUUCAAUGCAUUCCGGUGGAGCAAAGGCAGGAGAUGUUGUGGCCGUGGUUUGAGGGCUCGUGUUUAUGCUCGAGAUGUGAAAAGGAGGGAAAUACUUUACGCAUCUAG
Messenger RNA from Alternaria burnsii, 1905 nucleotides. RefSeq lists its product as uncharacterized. The transcript is spliced from 5 exons. Gene Ontology annotation, cellular component: nucleus. The record is from RefSeq and is a predicted model, not a curated record. Gene Ontology annotation, molecular function: protein binding. Bases 1 to 1905 code for a protein of 634 amino acids. Lineage: Eukaryota; Fungi; Ascomycota; Dothideomycetes; Pleosporales; Pleosporaceae.